Molecule: messenger RNA, 2899 nt
Organism: Tripterygium wilfordii
Lineage: Eukaryota; Viridiplantae; Streptophyta; Magnoliopsida; Celastrales; Celastraceae
Exons: 5
Coding region: 1-939 (312 amino acids)
Source: RefSeq, a predicted model, not a curated record
AUGGAAGUGACCCGCCCGAUAAUCCUGAUAAGAGGUCACCGGGUUACCAGGUCCUGGGUCAUUGGGUUAUCAGGUUUUCCGAACCGGGUCACCGAGUUACCCGGAGUCUUGCAAUUGGAGUGGGAGAGAAUUGAUUCUGAAGCACCUCUUGUACCCACUAAUCUUCAAUUCUUUAUGGAUCUGUUACAUUGCAAAUGCCCCUUGAAAAAUAAGAACAAACAACAAGAAAGAGCACUUUCAGCUUUGUUGAUCAAAGUGGAUCUAGGAGCUUACACCGAUACCGAGUCUUCAUUUCCCAAAACUGAAAGUAAAAUUCAAAUCACUCCCGCCAAGAUGAAGGACUACCAAACUUCGCAAAAGGAGCACUUGCGCUCUCUCGAUCUUGGCAAUCGCAGAUCCAAGGAAUCGCAGUUGAAGAAGCUACAGAAGAUAGCUAAGAAAAGCUUGGGUUCUGUGUUUAGCGAAACACAUGAAGAUGUUUCAGAUCCUUUUGAUUCAAUGAUAGCUGUGUCAGAAUUGAAUAAUGUUAUCUCAGCUUCAUCAGAAACUUCAAUUCUCUCUGAUCUAACUCCAACUUCAAUGCGCACCACCAAGGAAAAUGAACAAGUAGAGUUUUCUGCAAUUAAUCUCGCAACAGGUGCGUCAAAUGGCUUCUCAGUAAAGGCUGAAAUUGUGGCAAAUCUUCUCAUAGAAGCAAGAUCUCAGGUCUUGAACUCAGUCGGUGCAGAUCACCGAUCCAAGAGGCUUCUGGACACACUUGUUAAUAUCGUCGUAGAUGACUUCUUCACUCUGCCUGAGGAGAAAGACUUGUGCCUGCAAAUUGUUUUUAAAAAAGCCGUGCUAAUAUGUUUUAUGUUUUGGAUGGUCCUAGCAAUUGUUGCUCUGUUCUUCCUCGGUUCUGUAGCUCAAGGAACAUCUGCUCGGCCUCUGCCUACUUGAGCCAUUGCAUGGAAAAAGGAAAGGUAAGUCCAGCACAUCUGUUUUGCUACUCCAAUAAUUCAAUUUUAUCGUUAUUACUAUAAUACUAUGCUAGGAUGAUGUUGCCAUGAAACACUUUAGACCUGCUUGCAAUAAUUGAUGGAUCUGAGUGAUUUAGUAGAGCAUUGUGUUAAAGAGUUGGUAGUUAGUACAUUUAUGUGAUCUUCAUAAUAACAUCUUAGGCGUGGUUUGUAUAGAAAGCGACUUUAAUGAGAUUAAAUGCUCAUUUAAUAUUCUUUGUGCGUGAUUUAGCUCAAAUGUCUUAGUGCUUUGGCUUGACUCGUUGUAGGCCCUAGGAAGUAACUGACACAUCUAUCAUUCUGCUGCUUCUGAAUGAGGCUUAGUCUGUGUGCUUAAAAAUGCCUGUUUAGUUAGGGAAGAAAGCAAAUAAGCAUGCUAGAAGAGAUUGUUGUCCAUGUGUUGUGUUGUAUAGAUGGUGCCUUCUUACUUCCACUUUUCUUCAUAAACAGAUGAAGAGUCCUCAGUGGUUAUUAGUUAUUACAACCAGUCAUUCAUAGAUGUAGGGCUGUUACUGGCUGGCUGCUCACAUACUUUCUUCUUUCAAUGCAAUAUCGUUGGCCAGAGAAAAGUAUUAGCUUGCAAGUUGGUUCACUGAUAUCUGAUAUUGUGUUUUCUAGAACCAUCCUUCCUAGAAUUUUACAUUGGAGCUAUUAAGUGUGGUUUUUGUAAUAGGUGUUGCUUGUUUGUCACCCAACCCAUUUUCAAACAAAAAGGUCAAAAACCGAGUAUCUGAUAUAACCUUAUCAAUUUUUGAAGCUUUAUUUCAAAUGGAUAAUUUUUAAUUAUGAUAACAAGACUUCAUUGUCCAAUGUAGAGAUAGCGGUGUGGCAAUGAGGAGGAAUGAGAGAAUUUUUAUAGGAGAUAGUAAGAGGCAACGAGGUAGACCUAAAAAGACAUGGCUUGAAGUUAUAAGAAAUGAUAUGAAUUUAAUAGGAGUGGAUGAAUGUAUGAUCAUUGAUAGAAAUGAAUGGAGAAAACAAAUACAUGUGGUGAAUUUCCAAUGAUAUUCUCAUAGACUCGUGUAGUCGAUCCCAAAGUUUUGGAAUAAAGUCUCGGAUGAUCAUGAUGAUAACAUGACUUCAUUACAAGGCCUAAUCGGCUAUUUGACAUAAGUAGUUAAACUUAGAAGGGAAGAGAGGAUCAGACAUAAAGAUGCCAAAUUAAUUCUAUAGGCUCUUUUGUUAAAAGUAGCUUUACCAGGGGGCAAUAAGGAAUCUAAUUUGACAUUCAUGGAGAUCUAUUCAUCGCCCAAGGGAAAACCCUGAAGAUCCACUAGCAUAAACUAGAGUUGUUACACCUAAUGAUGCCUUUGCUUGCAAUAGUGUCUAGUUUUAAUUUUCCAUUAAUCAGCAGUCAUCCAUCCAUGAAUGAGAACGAGAGGAGGGCUCCUUUUAGUUUUUCUGGGUACAGAGGUUUUUUGUGGAGGAUAUUUUUUGCUGUAACUUAAAGUAGGUUAUUUUGCAUAAUCCGACAAGUUUUGUUGGUUGAUUCUUGAUUAUGACUCAUGAGAGAGGAAACCUCUUCAGCUAGCUGUACUCAAAGGUAAAGAUUUGGUCUAAUCCACCAAUAAAAGAUUUUAAACCGAGCCUUGUGUAUCGAACUAAGAUUUAAGUUGAUAGUGGGUUUUUAGCCUUAUGAUAGUGGUUUUCGUUACGGGGAGGCUGUCAAUGUUUAUGUGUUUUAAGUUCUAAAACUUCUUGAGCACAGAAUGACAGAAUAUAGUGUUGCUAGCAUAAUCAAAUUAUUAUCAGGUCGGCCUUGUCACCUCUCCGGACAUUGCUUUCUAUAUCUGAAGGGUAUUGAUACCUCAUUCUUUCGAUUUGUUUUAUUUAAUCUAAAUCUAUAAGCAAUCAGUGCCACACUUUCUGGUGCUGUUUAAGAAUCUUAUCCCUUUCCGUCG